AUGUGCACAACAGGCGGGCGCGUGUUCUACGACGACGUCAUACUGGACAUUUUUGGCGGCGACGGCGAUGAAGAGGAGGAGGUCAUAAAAUUUGACCGAGUCUCAUUGUUGGAGGGGUUUGUCGAGUCGUCCGUGAAUGCGUUUGAGGCAAAUGCAACCGAGGCGGUUUGCACACUCCUGAAGGAGCAGCACGGGGACGCGCAGGUGCUGCCCAUCAGGGAGAUCACGAGCGCCGAUGGCCAGAUGCGGGAGGUGGACGGUGUGGUGGUAGCUGGCGGCUGCGCUGCCAUCGUGGAAGCUGAGCAGGUGGUGGAUGCCAAGGCUGUGUCCCAGCUUACUUCAUGCCUGGACUUCAUGAGGGAAAAGGAGCUGACUGGUGGCGCUGCACAGCUCAAGGGCAAAGAGCUGCGCGGGUUCCUGGCUGGGAGGACCGUCAUCAGCGACCCUGUGCAGCUCAAGUUGCUGCAGAGCAGGGAAAAUGAUGAACGCUGA
This is a messenger RNA of Monoraphidium neglectum, 492 nucleotides long. RefSeq lists its product as hypothetical. The record is from RefSeq and is a predicted model, not a curated record. The transcript has 4 exons. Bases 1 to 492 code for a protein of 163 amino acids. Lineage: Eukaryota; Viridiplantae; Chlorophyta; Chlorophyceae; Sphaeropleales; Selenastraceae.